Molecule: messenger RNA, 1035 nt
Organism: Daphnia pulicaria
Lineage: Eukaryota; Metazoa; Arthropoda; Branchiopoda; Diplostraca; Daphniidae
Product: PRA1 family protein 3-like
Exons: 3
Coding region: 68-628 (186 amino acids)
Cellular component (GO): membrane
Source: RefSeq, a predicted model, not a curated record
GAUGUGUUGAUGAGCCAUCAGAUAGUCUUCUGCUCGUCUAACGAAAACAUUACACAUUGACAAGAAAAUGGCUACGCCUUUAAAAGAAAAUGGUGCAUUUGAAGUGGCCCCAUUAAGAAGUUUAGAUGAUUUUUUAUUAGAAUCAGCGAGAUUUCAAGUGCCAAAUUUCCGUGAUAUGGAAAAAUGGGGGAAAAGAGUGUACAGCAACCUUAUUUAUUACCAAUCAAACUACUUUCUACUGGCUCUAGCUCUCUUUGCUCUUGUUGGGCUUAUUCAUCCCUUCAAGAUGGUUUUGGGAUUAUUUGCUAUUGGGUUGGCAUGUGGACUCUUCGCUGCAGCUAGUAAUGGUGGUCCUCAAGUUGCAAAAUUCAAGCAGGAACACCCUGUAGUCAGCAUAAUUACCAUUCUUCUUGGAGCUUAUUUGAUUAUUUAUCUUCUUGAUGGAAUUUUUGUAUUUCUUUUGGGAAUUUUGCUCCCAUUUUCUGCCACAUUUAUACAUUCGUCUCUGCGCCUUCGUAGUCUACGUAAUAAAGUGACCAACAAAAUGGAGCAGAUAGGACUGAAGAAGUCCACACCCAUGGGGAUGCUUCUGGAUGCAUUGGGUUUUGAAGCUGGAAUUGUUGAUUGACUGAAUUCUAUUGCAAGCAAACUUGGCAUUCGCUAGUCACCACAAGUUAGAAUCAUGUGUGAUAUAAUUUCAGUUCAACUUGUGUUGAGUAGCUAUUAAUCUGGGGUUGUGUUCCUUUCUAAUAAUAAUGCUUAGCCAAAGUGAGCACUCUAUGACAAACCAACAAUCUGGAAUGUCAUGUGAAUAGGCAGUCACAGAAUUCAUUCAAGUAAUUACCAAAUUGAUAAUUGAUUUUAAAAUAUUUCUUCACUUCAACAACUACCGUACAAUUUCUCGGAAUAGUUGGUUAUAUUUGUCAAAUAGGCUUCUUGGUUUCUUUUCUUUUUUUUUUUGAAUCUCUUAAGCAUUAAUGUGGACAUUAAAAAUAAAUAUCACUUUAAUUGGAAUAAAAACACUGGUCUGCUAUA